CGCCUCCAAAAUCUGUACCCCACCCCCUUCUGCGCUACCGUCUCUAGUAGCCGUUGACGGCUCUUGUAGUGACGGAUCAACCCCGCUCUGUAACAUUUUCUUUUUCUUUUUCAUUUGUUUUGUGGAAAAAGAAAAAAGGAGUACAACGAUACAACCUCGAGACAAGUCGGGACAAGACCAGUCUCAAGGCUCACCAUACUCAAUGAGCGGACAGCGCAAUGUCAGAGCGUUCUGGGCAAACGGCAAAGGGGAAGGAUGGCAAAACCAAGUAUGCAUCUCUCAACCUGUUUGAUACCUACAAAGGAAAGAGCCUUGAAACACAGAAGCCAGUUGUUGCCCCUCGUCAUGGCUUGCAGUCUCUUGGUAAAGUGUCCUCUGCACGGCGCAUGCCCCCCCCUGCCAACCUUCCCAGUCUGAAGGCGGAGAACAAAGGCAACGACCCCAACGUCACGCUCGUUCCCAAAGACGGCACAGGAUGGGCAAGCAAGCAGGAACAAGCAGACCCAAAGAGUACCGAUGCAUUGUCAGCACCGCAGCCGGAGUCGCAGCAGCCUGUGGAUUCACAGACACCUGCAGUGACCCAGUCGAGAACCCCUCCGGCUCAAGAGGUAGCACAAGAGGCCCCAGUUACAGCUUCGGCCGCAGGGGCAAGGUCCUGGGCUCAGGCCAGUGUUACACAUGGAGCACAAGGAGAUGGUGGAAAGGGAUCAAGCCAACUGUCGCCAUUCUCUCGCGAGGAAUUUCCCACCCUGCAAGCGGCUGGCGACCAGGACAAAGCUGGCAGAGAACAGGCCACUGCAGAUCAGUGGUAUGGGCCCGGACCAAGCCUCCGCCCCCAGAACGUGACGAGUUGGCGGGACGGUGGGGGCCGAGCGUUGGCGGCCUCCCCUGCUGGGGAGGGGGUGGCGGAGGCUGGUGCUGGGGGAGCCCUUGUGAUGGAGGGGGCCACCCAGCAGCCGAACCCCUCGUCCCACGGGCCGCCUAGGAACCCCCCGGCCGGCAGCCCCGCUCUGCCUCUCCCCCAGCCCCCUGGCGGACCCCAGUUCCCUGCCUACCGCGGAAUCAUGCCUCCCUUCAUGUACCCGCCGUACCUGCCCUUUCCACCUCCAUAUGGUCCUCAAGGGCCCUACAGGUAUCCUCCACCCAAUGAGGCACACAGGUUCUCUCGUCCGCAGGGUGGGCCAGGCCCUGAUGGGAGGCCCUCUGGAGGCCCCCGGGGAGGUGGGGAGCACGUGAAGCGCCCCUCCAUCCUCAAGCAGGACGACCUGAAAGAGCUGGACGAACUGGACCACCAGGAUGGAGACGAGGGCUGGGCCGGGGCUCACGAGGAGAUUGACUACUCCGCCAAGCUGAAGUUCAGUGACGAUGAAGGAGAGGAGGACGGGGAGGAGGAGAGGAGCGACAGCAGGAAUGGCACUCGAGAGCCACAACAGCAGCGUGCUCAGGAUGGCCAUGCCCCAACCUCGCGCUCCCGAGCGUCCGACAGCGGAGGGGACUCCCAUCGCAACACACCAGCCGCUGCCGACAGCCCCACACCCCCCUCCAGCAAGCCAGGCUCGGCCGAGGAGGGAGGCGGCAGCUGGGCUGGACAGGGCAGCGCCGGACCCUACCAGGACCGCUCGUCCAAUCAGACGGGCCCUCCAGGUACUGGCCCUCUGGCAUCCCAGAAGCCCUCGGGUUCUCAUCAGAGUGGCAGCGGCAGUGGCGGUGGACCCACCCCUCCACCCCCCUCCGGGGGCCUCCUCCCCCAGCCGGCAGGCGAAGACGAGGACGAGACGUGGCGCCAACGGCGGAAGCAGUCAUCCACGGAGAUCUCUGCCGCCGUGGAGCGCGCCCGUCGCCGCCGGGAGGAAGAGGAGCGGCGCAUGGAGGAUGAGCGCCGAGCGGCAUGCGCCGAGAAGCUCAAGCGGCUGGACCAGAAGCAGCAGCAGCAGCAGCAGCAGCAGCAACAGCAGAGCACCAAGCCAGACAGCGCCACGCCACCCCCUGCUGCCCCAGCCAGCAGCCCCAGCCCCUCACUCUCGGCCUCGGCCUCCUCGCCCAACGUCAGCCAGCCCCCCUCGCCCUGCGUGGAUCUUGAGGAAGCCCCCCUGUCCUCUGUGCAGGCCAACUCCACUGUCGCCAUUCACCGACAGAGGGCUGGCAGCAACAGCAGCUACGACUCCAUCACAGAGAGCCAGCAGAGUCCUCCACCUGCAGUGUCCCAGCAGCAGCAGCCCCAGCAGCAGCAGCAACAGCAGCAGCUACCGCCACAGAAGCUUCUGGAGACCGCAGGCCCUGGCGACAGCAAAGAAGACUCCCUGGCCGUGCCUCACGUCCGCAGUGGAAGAGGUGGAGGUGGAGGAGGAGAGGAUUCUGGGAAGGCGGAGAGCGCCGGGGGUGGUGCGGGUCGGCAGCCCAGCGGCCCCCCUGGUCAAGGCUACUCCAAAUACCAGAAGUCGCUGCCACCUCGUUUCCAGCGGCAACAGCAGGAGCAGCUCCUGAAGCAGCAGCAGCAGUGGCAGCACCAGCACAACCAGGCUGCCCAGGGCCAGAUGCAGUCCCAGCAGCAGGCCCCGCAGGGCCCCUCCCCAGGAAACGCCCAGCAGACCGGCCCCAAGCAGACCGGCCCGCCGAUCUACCCGCCUGGCUCUAUGGGCCGCCCGCCGCCCCUGCCCAUGAACUUUGACCCCCGCUGGGUAAUGAUGCCCUACAUGGACCCCAGGAUGAUGCAGGGCCGCCCGCCACCCAUGGACUACUACCCGCCCAACAUGCAUCCAACUGGGCUCAUGGGUCGAGAGCGCUCUGACUCCGGAGGUUCUGGGUCAGACCAGUUUGACCGGCAGCAGCAGCAACAACAGCAGCAACAGCAGCAGCAGCAACAGCAUGGGGGACACCCUCACCGCGGGACGCCCCCCAUGGAUCCGAAACUGGCCUGGGCGCCAGAGGUGUUCCCUGGCGGAGUGGAAGGCAGGGGCCUGAGCUCCCCACUGAGGCAGAAGCAGGCUCUGGAGGAGGAUGACAUGGCCAAGGGCCCAAGGAGUGACACUCCUCCCGUUCGUGGAACAGGCCCCAUGCAGCAGCCUGGAGUUUCCCCCAACUCUCCCUCUGGCUCAUCCAACCAGACGCCACCACCCAUGGGCACCCAGGUCGGGGGCCCCCAUCAUCAGCCCUUCAUGGGAGGUAGAGGAAACUACAGUGGCUUCCCUGACGGUGGAUCCAGAAUGGCUGCCCAUCAGCAGCAGCAGCAGCAGAGGGGUAACAGUGGGGGCUCCCAGCACGGCUUUGGCCAUCAGGAUGAGGGGCCCCGGGGAGGCCAGCAGCAGGGUCAGAUCUGGGGGGCUCCGCACCCCCACUAUGACCGCAACGGCCGCGCAGACCUGUCUCCUCUGGAGAACAGUGGGCACCUCCAGCAGCAGCAGCAGCAGCACCACCCCGGGCACCACCCUCACUUCUCCCUGUACCCCCACAAACAGGAGAACGGGCGCGGUGAGCGCGAGCGCGGAGGAGACCCCAAGAAGAGCGACCCCUCGCCUUCGCUCCACCAGCCAUCCCUUUCCUCCUCCUGUUCCUCCUCUUCCUCGUCCACCUCUGCUAGGGAGGAUGGCAGCGGGAAGCAGCAGCCUCAGCAUCCACAGGCCCCACAGCCGGAGCAUGACUCCACUGUCGGGCACGGUGGUGGAGGCGGCAGAAAAGGGGAUAAGAUGCCCCCCAACACCCACUUCUCUCAGUCCCAGCAUGCUCAGCAGCAGCAGCAACACCCCAAAGGCGGCCAGCGGGGGCGGGACCACAAGACAGAAACGCAGUGGGGCCCGCGACCAGGAGGCAGCACCCCGGGCGGAGGUCCCCCGCACGGUAGAAAGGGAAACACCGGACCGGGCGCCACCGUGGGAGGAGAGGACUCGGCAAACCCUUCAGCCGACGGCAAGUCACAGCAAGGGGGCGCCAACCUUAACAGGAGGGCAGGCCCGAUCAAGAGGCCCGUGCUGAAGGAGAUGAAGAGGGAGGGAGGAGAAGGGGAAGGCGGAGAGAAGACCGCUGGAGGACUGGGCAAAGAGAAGGAGCAAGAUGGCCCAUCCUCAGCGAAGCAGGACCCGGCCUCCCAGACGUCCUCCGCCAACUCUGGCAAAGACGAGUCUGUCCCAGCCAAUAAGCAGAGGAACGGCGGGAAGGAGCGAGCUCCUGGGGGCAAGGGGCCCAAAGAUGCAGAUGGCUCUGCUCCCAACCAAGGUGGUCCUCCCUCGAGGAGGGAUCGUGAGCGCUCGCACGAAGGAGUCGGUGGCGGCGCCACGUUCCACCCCUCCGCCUCCAGGGGCAGCCGGGCGACCCGCGCCCGAGGUGAGUUCUAUGGACGUGGACGUGGGUACCGGGGCGCCUACGCGGGCAGCAGCAGUGGCGGUGGUGGCGGCACCAGCAGAGGCAGAGCAGGCGGCCGGAGCAGCCGUGACUUCCGGGCGUCCACAAACAGUGGCUACCACCAGGAGUACAACAAAAAUGAUGGGCCAUCUGGCGGCGGCAGACACGGGCAGGGUAGCUCGCAGCAUAACCCAGCCCGUGCCCGCAACCGCAGCGAGACACGCAGCGAAGGCUCGGAGUACGAGGAGAUCCCCAAACGGAGGAGGCAGCGAGGGUCAGAAACGGGCAGCGAGAGCGGCGGCAGUGAGCACUCGGAGAAGGAGGAGCAGCAGCAGCAGCAGCAUCAGCGCAAGCCCAGCGCCAAGAAUGGCACCGGCCCCGAGAACGCCACCAUGAGCGGGCAGUCGUCCUCUGGCCAACCCAGGAGCUCGCAGGCCCGGGUCUUCACCCCUCGAGGAGUGCCCUCCAGAAGGGGCCGGGGAGGAGGAGGAGGAGGCGGCGCCGGAGGAGGCAUGUAUCGCGGCGGGGGAGGGAGCAUGGCCGGAGGUCACCGUUCGGGCUCUGGGUCGGCUUCCUCCCACAGCUGGUCGGCCAAGUCCUCGACGACUGUCCGCAAGCAGCAGGCUCCCGCCAACCCCUCGCCUCCUAAAGACUCCGGUCGUACCGGUGGGGGAGAAAAGAAGGAGAAAGCCGGCGGCGAGAACCAGUCUCAGAGCCAGGUCACCAACCCUCAGCCAGGACCGCCUGCCACAGCGGCGCCCCCUCCGCAGAGCACUGCUGAGAACGGAGGCGUUGUGGGCCAGCCCCCGUCUGCCAACCCCACCUCCAACUCCACAGGGCCCCCACCUCAGACGCUCUCGGGUCAGGACGGCCGCUCGUUCCCGCCACGGAGCUUCGAGCGCCCCCCUCGGCGCCGUCGCCACGGUCGCUCGCAGCAUCAGCAGGACAAGCCGCCCCGCUUCCGCCGGCUCAAGCAGGAGCGCGAUAACGCAGCACGCAUCAAUGGCAGCGCCCCGCAACAUCGCUCCUCCUCACCUGCGGAGACGGAUGGCACUGGCAACCCCAACGCCACCGUGCCCAACGCCAACCACAACAACUCUACUGCAACCAACACCACCAACAACAGCAGCGGCGGCGGCCAUGUCGGGGGUGGAGGUGGCAGCCUGAACUUGAACAGCCACCACCACCAUCACUACAACCAGAGCAACGCAUCUCAGAACCACCCGCAGCACCGACACAACCACAACCAAGCCGGGGGCGCCAAGUCCCCCGACGUCUCCAACCAGAACUCGGAUCACGCCAAUGAGGAAUGGGAGACCGCCUCAGAGAGCAGUGACUUCACGGAGUUCCGCGAGCGAGAGGGCGGCGGUGGCAAAUCCUACCCCUCCCAUCACCACCACCACCACCACCAUCACCAUCAUCAGCACCAGCCCUCAGGGCGCGGUGGAGGGGGUGGCGGUGAGCGUGACCUGUCGUCCAAAGAGGCGGCCGGGAACAAGAGGAGCUUCUCCAGCCAGCGGCCCGGCAUGGAGCGGCAGAACCGGCGGGUCAGUGCCGGCGGCGGUGGCGGCGGAGGAAGGGGCCCCAGAGGGCCACCCGGUGGGGGGGGUGGAGGAGGGGGAGGCAUGGGAGGAGGGCCCGGCAAUGGUGGAGGCAGUCGCGGUGAGAGGCGCGGUAACUGGCCCUCUCCUAAAAACAGGAAGUAAUUUUGUCUUUGGUUGUUGUUUUGUUUUGGAGAAUUUUUUUGGAAACAUUUCAAAUGAAUCCUGUGUCUCUCCCCCUUCCCACCUCCUUUCCUCCAGUCCUUGUCUUCUCUCCAUCAACUCUUCUUUUGUUUUUUUUCUUUACUCAACCCUAACAUGUUAGCACAUUAUUGUACAAUACAUAGUGACUGAGACCGUGUACGCAUUCAUUCUUGCCCCCCUCCCUUCUCUCUGUCUUGCUUUCUCUCUCACUGCUGUGUCUCAAACCUUUUGUAAAUCCACGCUCUGCUACCACCCCUUCCCCCUUCCCCCCCACCAAACCCACCUCUCUAGCCUGUCUAUUGAUUAGAUUUUACAGACAUUUUAAAACUCAAGCAUCUGUUGAUUGACGCUACAAACGUUCAAAUGAGAUCCACAGUCGCACGUUUGCAUUUACAAGCACAAGAUUGCAUUGACCUGACCCAGUGAGAGUGCCGAGCACGUGGAUGCGGCUGGGGGAGGCUUGGCUCAGAUGCCCAUAGACAGGGCCAAAGUCCAUGAUGUACUUUUGUAUUGUUACCACCAGGGAGGGGGGUGGGAGGGUGGCAGACCUGCCGAUUCUUCUCUUUUUCUCUACAAGAGUGGUUGGGAAAGGCUACUGUUUUAUUGCGAACACUUGUACCAUAUUUUGUUUCUUUCUCCUCGUGUUGUGGGGUAUUCUUUUUUUUUCUUAUUUUCUUUUCGCCUGUGUUCAAUGUUCAUUUCCUUUCCACCGUUAGGAGUUAGGGCUGUGUGCUUAUUUCUCUUCUUUUCUGCAAGGCAGAUCAUUCAUUAAAAUACCUUUUUAUACAACCCCAGCUCUUUCUCAAGGUUUUUUUUUUUCUUUCAUUUUUUUUUCUUCAUUUUUUUCGACAAGUACAUCAUUACUUACUGUGACUACCAACCCCACAGAGAACUACUGCUCACUCCCCACACACACUGAUUCUGUCUCUGAUGUCAACGCCCUCGCUGCUCUUCCCUAGAAAUAUAUGGUGUGAUUUCUCUUCUUAAGGUUUGGGGGGUGACUCCUCCAGUGUUAUCUCAUCUGUUUUGACCGAUGAAGGCUGGUUUUCUUUUUUUUUUUUUUCCUGUUUCUUUUUUGUUUGUUUUCCAGCCUCAGCGUACCAUUCUAGUUUUCUUGACACGUGAACGUUUGACUAUAAUUUCAUUCAAAGAGGAAAUGUCUUGUCCUCAAGCGAUGGCAUGCAAAAGGUGACUGAAUUGAUGGCGUAAGAAGGCUUUAAGAGUUUUGUUUUUCCCCCUCUCUUCAGACUCAUUUUCCUAGGCAGGUUUUUCCAGGGUUUUUUUCCAGUCUCUUGAAACAGCCACAGAUCUUUUUUUUUUGUUGUCUUAGGAGAAUGAGUCUCAAGUAUUUCUGUCAAUAUUGUUAUUAGAUUCUUGCAGAGUUAUUUGUUGUUAUCCAUAACAGCUGAAUAGUAAGCACUCCUAGAAUGACGCAAACUGUUAUGAUGUUUCUUUAGGGGUUGGGUCCCCCCUCCCCUCCCUCCCCCCAAUGCAUGCCCUCACAAUGUUGGAUAGUGCAGCAGGUGUCAACCCCUUUCUGCAGGGGCUGGAGGACUGCAGGCCACUGUUGCUGUUGUCGAGUGUUUUUGGCUCUGCCGUUGUGUAUAUAUACAAAAGGAAACUCUCUGCUUGGCUGCUGCCAUUAGUGUCUGCAGAGUGAACAAACAGCUCUGUUUAAAACCCAAGUGUUCCAUAUUUCAUAUUCUCAACUUCAUGGGCCCUCCUGUGAAGGUUAUAUGUAUAUCCCUUAAAACUGACCCGUUUUUUUCUUUUUGAUAAUAUUUUGAUUACUUUUCAGUGAGUGUUACAGAGCUGUUCAAGGGACGUUGAUGAAACCCCAAUGUUGACAAAACACUGACAUACACACAAACACAAGUUCACUCCGCCUUAGGGCAUAGCCAAGAGGAUUUCCAAAAUCUAAAAGGGCAUCAUAAACAAUUAAGAAUCCUACAUUAUCUUUGUUCCUCAACGUUGUAUCAAUAUCUCACUGCUGUAAGUUGGGGUUUGUAUGUUUACGGGAGCUCCUAGGACGUCGAGUAGGGUUUACGAAUGAGUGUGCGCAUGUGCGGUUUUCUUGGCCGUGUGUGACAUUUCCCCUUGUCGAGGCAGAGGUUGUAUGCACACAUGUUUAAUACGUUCUUUUGUUUCUGCCAUAUUAGGAUACAAUUGUACCACUCACCUUACAUACAUUCACGCAUAUACAUUGAAAUGUGUGUAUAUUUUUCUCCAAAUGAAGUACUUGCUGUGGGAAAACUUAGCCAAUCGUUGGUCAUCAAGGACCCCCCCACCCCACCCCCCUCUCAUUUUAUACAAUAAGGAUAAAAGACAAAAUGAAGUGGGCAUCUAUUUUCCUUUUUAACACUGUUUUACCAUGCAUGAACACAUCUAUGGAUGCAGCUUACGGGGCCUGUCAUACAUUGGUUGCCAUAUUACUUGCGGGCUCUUAACUGAUUCCUUCAUCCCUCGUUAACUUUUAUCUAUUGACGUGGUCAUAUUGUAUGUACCCAUGUUUAAAUAAAAAGUAAAAUAAAAUUAAAAUAUAUUCCUUGAAAUACUCGAAGAUUGUACUAUAUUUCCAGCAUUACCAAGGUACCCUGGAGUGGUUGACGCUGUUAGGUUAUAACUGGUUUAUUAUUGGAACCGUAAUAUACACACAUGUAUGUAUAUUGGUAUGUAUCUAAGUUUGUCUACCCCAACUUACAUUCCCACAUACAAAUGUUGCCAUUUUUUAAGUUCAAGGGAGCAAUGUACAAGCAGAGAAGUGUCUUAUUAUAAUAAAAGUAUACAGAGAAAAAAAGUUAAUAAAUUUUUGUUUUACUGGAA
This is a messenger RNA of Clupea harengus (Atlantic herring), 8903 nucleotides long. It is a transcript of the gene prrc2a, whose product is annotated as proline-rich coiled-coil 2A. The record is from RefSeq and is a predicted model, not a curated record. Lineage: Eukaryota; Metazoa; Chordata; Actinopteri; Clupeiformes; Clupeidae. Gene Ontology annotation, biological process: cell differentiation.